Messenger RNA from Talaromyces stipitatus ATCC 10500, 4134 nucleotides. RefSeq names its product jumonji family transcription factor, putative. Gene Ontology annotation, biological process: chromatin remodeling. Bases 1 to 4134 code for a protein of 1377 amino acids. Gene Ontology annotation, cellular component: nucleus. Lineage: Eukaryota; Fungi; Ascomycota; Eurotiomycetes; Eurotiales; Trichocomaceae. The transcript is spliced from 3 exons. The record is from RefSeq and is a predicted model, not a curated record. Gene Ontology annotation, molecular function: histone H3K9 demethylase activity; histone H3K36 demethylase activity.
AUGACGACUGCGCUGAACCAGAAAGCGCCAGCGCCAGCGCCGGCGCCGGCGCUGGAAUCGUUCCAUUCCGUCGAGACUACGGCCGCCUCCAUUACACCUCCAAACAGCGCCGACGGCAAGAAAAAUGUUGCUGAAGGGGUGCCCUCGGAAUUGUCCGACCUCGACUUGGAUCAUCAUGCGGCUGCGGCGUCGGUGGAAGCUGUAGAAGAGGAUAUCGAGCCUGAUCAUUACUACGAGGGAGGAAGGAUACCCGUGUUUAAGCCGACCAUGGACCAAUUCCACGACUUUCAGGCUUUCAUCCAGAAGAUUGAUAAAUACGGCAUGAAGUCCGGCAUCGUCAAAGUUAUCCCGCCGCAGGAAUGGAGGGAUUCUCUUCCCGCACUAGACGAAGCAGUCAAGAGCAUUCGAGUCAAGAAUCCAAUCAUGCAGGAAUUCCACGGCGCUCACGGUACAUACACACAGGCGAACAUCGAAAAGCAGCGAUCAUACAACCUCCCACAAUGGAAAGCCCUAUGCGACGAUGGAAGCCACCAACCCCCCGCAAGACGAGGAGAACGUCGCCGCACUCAAGAGAAAGCUCCCCGCCCUGCUGCGGUCAAGACUCACACUACAACUGUCCGUUCCGGCUCACAGAAACGUGGUCCAGGCCGGCCGCCGAAACGAACGAGAGAAGUCAAGAUCAAGGAAGAGUCGCCCGUUGAGGACCAGUCCGAGAAAUCACGCUUGGAGGGACCACCGACACCAGUCUCUCCAGAAUCUAACCCAGUCGAAACCAAGACGGAAGACCUCAGCGAUGGAGAGGCUCUUCCGGCUGCAAAACGCAAGGGCAGACAACCCAAGUCGGUAUCGUCGCGGAGGAAGCACAAUCGAGGCGAAGCGCUCGAUCAAGUGGAUGAAGAAGCGUUCAAAGGAUUCGAUUAUCGCAUUCACGAUAACGACGAGUACACUCCGGAACGAUGUGACGAGCUGGAGACUGCAUACUGGAAAUCGCUCAUGUUCAACAACCCCAUGUACGGGGCAGACAUGCCUGGCUCGCUCUUUGAUGAUUCGACCACUUCUUGGAACGUAGCAAAGCUUCCCAAUUUGCUCGACGUGUUAGGACAGAAAGUCCCCGGUGUCAACACUGCCUAUCUCUAUCUCGGUAUGUGGAAGGCGACCUUUGCGUGGCAUUUGGAGGACGUCGAUUUGUACAGUAUCAACUAUAUCCAUUUCGGUGCUCCGAAGCAAUGGUACAGCAUCUCUCAAGAAGAUGCUCCUCGUUUUGAAGCAGCCAUGAAAAGCUUCUGGCCAAGUGAUGCGAAGAACUGCGAUCAAUUUCUUCGUCACAAGACAUACUUGGUCUCUCCCAGCAUCUUGAAAACACGGUUCGGAAUCACCGUGAACAAAGUUGUCCACUACGAAGGCGAGUUCAUGAUCACCUAUCCGUAUGGCUAUCAUUCCGGUUUCAAUUUGGGAUACAAUUGCGCAGAGUCAGUCAAUUUCGCCACGGAACAGUGGCUGGACUAUGGCCGCAUCGCGAAGAAAUGUAACUGCGAGCCCGACAGCGUCUGGAUUGACGUCAACGAUAUUGAGCGGAAGCUGCGAGGCGAACCCACGCCUGAUUACUAUGAUGAAGACAUUGAUAGUGACCUGAGCGAUGACGAUGGUGCUUCUGACCUGCUCACGCCUCCCCGUAGCGUGCCUGAGAAAUCAUCCCGUGGUAGGAAGCGCAAACAUGAGGGUGACGAACCCCGCUCGAAGCGCGCUCGUAUGCAGAAUCACGCCAUUCGCAAGAUCCCUUGUGUCCUGUGUCCUAACGACAUGGAUUAUGAGGAUCUGUUACCAACAGAGGACGGCAAAGCACAUGCCCACCGACGCUGUGCGACUUAUAUCGAAGAAACCUCAAUCCUUCGCGAUGACUCUGGACGGGAAGUUGUCUGUGACAUUGACAAGAUCCCCAAAGCAAGAAUGGGUCUCAAAUGCUUGUUUUGCCGCGAAGUGCGGGGAGCUUGCUUUCAGUGCAAUUUUGGUAAAUGUACGCGGGCGUACCACCCCACUUGCGCUCUUCUGGCUGGAGUACAGGUCGAGUUUGGUUCGAUUCUGGUGAUUGCAGAUAGCGGCCAACAGUACUAUGUGCCUAGCGUUGACCUGAAAUGUAAAUACCACCGACAGAAGCGACUCGGCUCGUCGGAGUCGUCUGAUGAAGACCGGAAAGUGCUCCAGGCCGCCAGUCGGCUGUCGAUGGGCGAUCUGCUGCAGUUCCAGGCUGAUAAAGAAAUCAACGGAGCUGUUGUGCUGGAAAACCGGCCAGUGGAGCGAAUGUUGAAGCUCAAGGUGCUGCCCCGCGGCGACAUUAUUGAACUGCCGUACCGAUGGAUUCUGGUCGUUCGCAAGACUAAUUUUGCUCCGUUACCACCAGGAACACAGCCGCUUCCUGCUCAUCUGGUGCGAAAGGCUGAGACGCAUCGUGAUCUGUCGACGACGCUGCCUCAGCCGGGAACACCGUUCUGCGACGCCAACGCACCGUUCCAGUGGGCGGAAUUCGAGACGGCACCACUUCCAGCAGAAGCGAUUCGUGUGCAAGUGGACAUUUAUAAGCCGGAGCAGAUGUGGUACUAUCUUGGGGAAUCGUCGACAGAAUGUAGGGCACAAUUCACGCACAACCCUAGUGUAACGGUCCACAACGCGCGGUCGAAUUUCUUGGAGAUGGUGAAGGCGUUGUCAGUUAGCGCGGGCCGAUUUCGCCAGAGUAAACACCCCCACCACCUCACUGCCCCUCCAAACACAACGCUUCCCAGUUCUUCUUCGUCAUUGCAGCGUCGCUCCCCAAACACUGCAAUGACUCCUGCCUACCGACACCUACCACCCCAUCACCACACGCUGCAUCACCUGAAUAAUGCCAAUUUCUACACUGCCAAUGCUGUCCGUCCGAAUCCCUAUGCCGCCUUUCCGAAGCCCCAGCCCGAUCCGCCAACAAAUACUUUUGCCAAUGUGCGGGAGUUGAUUGCUCGUCGCCGCCUGGCGCAAAUGACCGACCAUGCCAACAUUCUCGCCGGGUACACCAUCGUCAGCCCCGAGCUGGUCGUCGAGACCCUCUUGGGGCCUAUGGGCUCUGUGCCGCCGACCUCUGGCAUGGAAAAAUUGGAAUUGGCCAUGGCGCAGCAACGUGUCCAGCCGAAGGCGUCCGACGGCACCUUGCUGCCCCUCCAACCACUCAACAUGCGAUCGGAAGAAGUCACCCGUUUACUUCGAAUGCUGCGAUUUUCCGUCGUUACUCAUCGCGACCAGCUCGAUGUUAUUCCCAAGAGAGAGCCCGAUUAUGUAAAACAGCAGCCCUUUGAUCGGCCCAAUUAUGCCGCCGGUCGGGUGGCUGGGAGGUUCGCGUACCUGGAACAACAACAAGCCCAAACACCCGCUGUUUACAAAUCACCGUACGAGUCACCGUUUGGAGUAGCUGAAUGGGCUAAGAAGGAAUAUAAUCUUGUGGAUGAGGAGCCUUUUUCUAAACCAUCGCUGGCCAACGACUACUUUGCGUCGCUGUCACCGGCCGACCAGGAAAAAAUCGUCAAGGCCUGUGGCAGCUGGGUACAGGAACGGAUUGUGGAAAGAGCCCCAAGUCAUAGCCGACAGAGUUCGACGUCGAAUUUCCGCUUGUCGACGGCUCUUGCUCAACAAAACAACAGCAAUAAUAAUAACCCGAUCAUCGACAUUACGGCGGUUGAUGAUCUCCCGAUGAAUGGGAUGGAUCGGAUGGAUCGAUUAGAUCGGCUUGACUUUCCAUUACAUGCAGACUCGCCGACGUCGAGCUUUAGUCGUCCUCAUCUGGUUGGGUUCCCAUCACCGCACGAUUUUAACAGUCACGGUGACCAUGAUUCAUCUAUUGUACCUCGACAUCUCUCGGAUCAUCACGACCUCUUUGGAGAUCAGCAAGCCAAUACUCGGUUCUGGCAACAUGGACCCUGGGGUCCGGGUGGUGAUGGGACGACGCCUAUAGAAGAGAAUCGGCCGUUCUUUGGGCCUCACGAGCGAUUAAAACAUGACUAUGCGUCGUCUGAACUUUCUCUGGGUCGUGGACCGGGCUCAUUACAUUCGGUUGAUAUGGCUGGAUUUGGCAUGGACACGACAGAGGAUCUUUGUGAAGUUUUAAGUCCAUAA